Acanthoscelides obtectus is the source of this 1944-nucleotide messenger RNA. The record is from the annotation of a GenBank genome assembly. Lineage: Eukaryota; Metazoa; Arthropoda; Insecta; Coleoptera; Chrysomelidae.
GUCAGUUACUCGAAUCGCUUGAACGCGUUGGUUUUAACCGCGGUUUUGUUGCAGGUUGUUUAUUUUAGAAAAGCGGGUAUAUUAUACCUAAUUUCUGAUUAUUUUUAUUAUCACUUAAUAAUCAGUGCGUUUACAACAGUGAUAUGGAAAGUUUAAAAAAGAAAACUUUCAUGAUAUUAAUGGGAGAAAUGUUUUUUCCUCACAAGAUAUUGUUCAUGUGUUGAAUCACUUGAGAAAAUCGCUCUUAUGUUCACACAAGUUUGUCGUGAAUAUAAAGGAUAUGACGCCCAAAAUUUUAAUGGUGGAACCUAGGAUUUGUAGCUAUGAGAACUUCCAGUUCUUUAAACUUUUCCGUAUGUCAAAGAAAACAUUUAUUGAUUUAGCAGAAAAGAUAGGAAAAAGCGACGAAAAAAAGAUAUUAGCAAAGCCAUAUACAGGUGGUCACUAUCCAGUGAGUUGAUAUGGUCAUAUUUUAAUAUUCUUGUGGUAUAUGGCUACACAGAAUACUUUGUUAAGCAUAGGAACUAGAUUUAAAGUGUCUCCAACAACAGUGAUAAGUAUAACAAAUAAGGUGCUCUACUUCAUGCUAAAACUAAAAUCAGCCUACAUUAAGUUUCCCAAAAAUGAAGCUGAAAUGAGAGACAUUAGUGAAGGUUUCAAGAAGUAUCCAGGAGUUAUUGGAGCAGUAGAUGGUACCCACAUAUUUGUAAAGGUUGAAAAAUGUCAACAAGAUAGCUACAUAGACCGCUAUAGAAGAACAUCUAUAAAUCUCAUGGCAAUAUGUGAUUCUAACACUUUAUUCACCUAUGUGUUUUUAGGAUACCCUGGAUCUGCUCAUGACUCACGGGUUUUUGAAAAUUCAUGUAUGUGCAAAAACAUUGAGAGACAUGGGCCAAACUUCUACUUUUUGGAUACUCAGAAAUAUCACCUAAUUGGUGAUAGUGCAUUUGCAUUAAGAACUUGGCUUAUUACUCCUUACCAAGGCGACAAUGUGACCAGAAAGCAAAAAUUUCACAAUUACUAUCUUAGUUCCGACAGAGUAAAAAUUGAACAUUGUUUUGGGGCGUAUAAGGGUAGGUGGAGAAGGGUGCAAUAUACAGGGUGACUUUGAAGUUGAGUCAUUAAUUUUCAGAUAAUGAUUGUAGAAGGAAGAUAAACCAGAAUAUGUGUGUAAAAAUAAAAAAAAAUUUUUACCUUGUUUUAUAAAGUAUCCUCCCGACAAGUAUUUCAGUGCGGACCUGUAUUUGAUCGUGAGGUCCCCUGUGAGGUCUUCAAGUCACCUGAUUCACGAGCCCGUUGUACUACAUUAACAAAGGCACGAGGGGUUGGUUGCACUCGAUUGGGAAACCGAUCCGCAUAAACAUGUGCCAUUUUUUAUUUCGUUUGAGCCACGCAACAGACACUAUUCACACGCUAACCGACUGUAUGUAUAACUGAACUGAAUAAAAUACUUAAUUGCAAAAACGUCGUUCCAAAUUCUUUCGCUUUUUUGUUUCCGAUGCGAUGAACCGGUAAGGCGGAUUAUAUCCGUUGUUGCCAAACACGAGUACAUGAUAUUAUUAUUGAGACAGGGCGGUACUCAAACUUCCAAAGGGCUAUAACUUUGUUACUUUAAUUUUACCAGAAAAAUGGUAAAGGAAAAAAACAUUUCUUUUGAUCAGAUCUACUCACUGUUAAAAUAAAUGACUCAACUUCGAAGUCACCCUGUAUAAAUACCUAUAACAUUUGCAAAGCAGUGGAGAUUGCAACAGCUGCAUGUGUUCUACACAAUUUUUGCAUUUUGCAUAAAGACACCUGGAGUAACGAUUUUUUUGGAAUUGACCUGGACAGAAAUAUAAAUCAGGCUGAACUAGAAGAUAGGGGUAACAUAGAAGCAAAGCGGAAAAGAAAUAGAAUUGCAGACACUUUAUUCUUAUGCAGAUAUAACAUAGAAUAAUAUUAUUG